Molecule: messenger RNA, 8867 nt
Organism: Hemicordylus capensis (graceful crag lizard)
Lineage: Eukaryota; Metazoa; Chordata; Lepidosauria; Squamata; Cordylidae
Gene: NPNT
Product: nephronectin
Exons: 12
Coding region: 441-2234 (597 amino acids)
Cellular component (GO): membrane
Molecular function (GO): calcium ion binding
Source: RefSeq, a predicted model, not a curated record
AGGCUGCGAAAGGAGACGCGCGCGGGGCUGGUGGUGGUGGUGGGGGGGGCGAGUGCGCCCCGCCUGGCAGCAAGAGGAAUUGCCGCUUCAGAGCAGCGCCUCCUUCGCCCCAGAAGGAGGGAGGGAGGAAGAGUGACUGGAAGGCGGGGAGGCAAGCGGAGAGGGGCUCCCUCCCGCUGCCGCUGCUGCUGCGCCUUCUCUGGGACUUCUCGCGUUCUGCCAGGAGCCAGGAUUAGCAACAGCCCAGAGGCCCCCGCAGUUCAGUUUACAGCGCGCUUGGCUGGGGCUGGGAGUGCCUCUGAGAGCAGAAGGGAUCCCUGCGCCUUCCCCCUCAGCCUCGCAUCCCUCCUAACCUGCUGCUGCUCCUGGAAAGUCACCAAAGGCUCUCCUCUCUCUCACUCUCUCUCUCUCUCUCUGUCUCCCGCCACGCUUCGCCAGAAAUGGAUUUGUUUUUGAGGCUCAUCAUGUGGUCCUGGCUUUACCUGGAGGCUUCAGGGGACUUUGACGGAAGGUGGCCCAGGCAAGUACUUUCCACGACUGGACUGUGCCGAUUUGGAGGCCGAGUUGACUGCUGCUGGGGAUGGGCUCGGCCCUCAUGGGGCCAAUGCCAACCUAUAUGUCAGCCAAGAUGUAAACAUGGUGAAUGUGUUGGACCAAACAAAUGCAAGUGUAACCCAGGGUACACUGGGAAAACAUGCAACCAAGAUCUCAAUGAAUGUGGACUGAAACCAAGGCCAUGCAAACACCGGUGCAUGAAUACCUAUGGCAGCUACAAGUGUUAUUGUCUGAAUGGUUACAUGCUUAUGCCAGACGGAUCAUGUUCCAAUGCUCUCACGUGUUCCAUGGCCAACUGUCAGUACGGUUGUGAUGUAGUCAAGGGAGAGGUGCGUUGCCGCUGUCCUUCUCCAGGGUUACAAUUAGCACCCGAUGGUAGGACUUGUGUAGAUGUUGAUGAAUGUGCCACCGGGAGAGUUACCUGUCCCCGAUUCAGGAAAUGUGUCAACACUUUUGGAAGCUAUAUUUGCAAAUGCCAUAAAGGUUUCGAUCUGAUGUACAUUGGAGGAAAAUACCAGUGUCACGAUAUAGAUGAAUGCUCACUCGGCCAGUAUCAGUGUGGAGGUUUCUCGCAGUGUUACAAUACACAGGGAUCUUACAAGUGUAAAUGUAAGGAAGGAUACAGAGGUGACGGAUUGAACUGCAUAACUAUUCCCAAAGUUAUGAUUGAUCCGUCUGGCCCAUUUAGUGGAUUUAAGGGCGAUACCACCUUUCCUAAAGGCAGCAAUGGCAUGACCAAUAGGAUACCUGAAAUUGGAGGCACAAGGCAACCCAUCAAGCCAUCCCAUAUACCAGCCAUAGUUACGGCAAGACCUGCUCCAAAGACAACAUUGAGGCCUACUCCAAAUCCAACCCUGAAGCCAACACACAAGCCAGUUACCAGGUUUGUAACAAAGCCUGCAACAACAAGACCAGCUCUGAAGCCCGUGACAAGACUUCCACUAGUGACAAGACCUCUGCCAGUCACAAGGCCACCAACACCACCUCCAACGCCGCCUAGGCCUAUAACAACCAGAACACCUCCAACCAAAGAGCCACCAAAUGUUCCUGAUGCAACGACACCUCGUCAGGGAUCUACAGUUGACAACAGAAUACCAAUUGAUCCUCAGAAACCCCGAGGGGAUGUGUUUAUUCCACGCCAGCCUGGAGUGAGCAAUAAUCUCUUUGAAACUUUUGAAAUUGAAAGAGGGAUUACUGCAGAUGAAGAUGAAGCAAACGAUGAUCCAGGUGUUCUGAUUCAUAGCUGUAACUUUGAUAAUGGACUCUGUGGGUGGCUCAAGGAGAAAGAGGAUGAUUUACACUGGGAACCUGUUAGAGACUCCUCAGGUGGACAGUAUUUAUCUCUCUCUGAACCUAAAGGAAAAGCGGGACGAGUAGCACGUCUGGUCCUUCCACUUGGCCAUUUAGCUCACUCGGGGGAUCUGUGUCUGUCCUUCAGGCAUAAAGUGUCUGGGCUACAUUCUGGUUUGCUUCAAGUCUUUGUAAGGAAGCAUGGCGCUCAUGGACCAGCAGUUUGGGGAAGGAAUGGUGGUCAUGGCUGGAGACAAACACAUAUAACCUUGAAAGGAUCUGGCAUCAAGAGUGUGAUUUUCAAAGGCGAAAAAGGAAAAGGAAGAACCAGGGAAAUUGGAUUAGAUGACGUGAGCUUGAGAAAAGGACUCUGCUCCCAAGACCAUUAGUGGUACAGAUAGAUUGACAAAAGACAUCCUUUUAUUUCCCAUGCCUCUUGGCUGAGAAGGUCGAUGACUACUUUUCACUUGUCCGCUUUGUGAAACCCUGAUGAACCUUCAUUUAAAUAAAGCCAAUUUUCUGUAAGGGCAAAGUAAGUUCAAGCCAACAUUGGGUAGUUCCAUUAACAAAUUUCCAGAUCACGCUGAGUAUGUGAUGAAGGCAUGCUGAAUGCCUAAUUAAGGAUAUACAACGUUCUUUAUGAAGAAAAACAGACUGUGGCUAGAGCUCAUCAAAAGGAGUCUGGUACAAACAGCAGUUCCAUUAUAUCAGCUUCUAACUUUUCCAUUUUGCUGGUUAUACUGUGUACUGUGGAGCUGGCUCAUCUUCAUAAAUUGAAACUAACUCAGGCCUAAACCUGAAUCUUGCUUGUUCUACCGCCAUUGACUUUUAAAGAAGGGUGUUAUAUAUAUAUACAAAUAGCAUUUAUUCUUUUGUUGUAUCUUAUUAACAAGAGACAUUUAUGAUAGAGUAAUCCCUGCAUCCCUUAAUAUUGGUAGUGCUGUGUUCUGUAUAAAUGUGUAUGGUUAUUAAUAUAUUUAUAUGUGUUGUGUAUUUACAGAAUCUAGUUGCAAGAUAAACAACAACUGUGCAUGCCCAAAUGAAUCUAGAGUUCACAAUCCUACACAGAUAGUCAGGGAAGGAGUGGCCUCGUCACAAUUCAUUUGUCACUCACAAAUUGCUAAACAUUCUCCUUUUGUCUCUAAAUUAGCAAACUAUUUAAUGUAGCUACAAAAAAGCACAAUCAUCUUCCCUGAUUGAAGUUGAGUCCUGAGCAGAUGAGAAACCGAAGUAAAUAAGCAGCAAAUAACAUGGUUUGCAUGUGGUAUGUCUGGGAAGCCUAAACUAUGGUGUGAGUUCUGUGGUUAGCCCAGAGCAUUGUUUAAUGUUCUGGCUGAACACUUGAAGCUCAACACAUGAUUGGUGUGUCGAGCCGGGAGGGGUUUGGUGGGGAGUGCGAGUCAAGCCCACUCUCCCCACACCCAGCAGUUGAGCCCUGGGCAGCUGGAUCAACUGCCCACACAAUUACCAGCUCCGUCAUGGAGCCGGUUGGGGUUGCGGAGAUUGGGGGCCACCUGGCCCCUGGAAGUCCCAGAAUGUCCCACGCAAGUGCACAGGGCAUUUUGGGGAGACUCCCGAGGCCAGGAGUCUCCUUGUGAGUCUCCGUGGCACAGAGCUGCACUGCAGCAACUCAUGAUCAGGAAAACGGGGGUAGUGGAGUGUUUGCUCCGCUAACCUGGUCUAAGGGGAGAGCUAUUUUGGCAGGCUAGCCACUGUUGAACCACUGGGCUCACCCAUGAGCCCGGUACUUCUCAUGAUGGGGGGAAACUGGGCUGGGCUCCCUUAGCCUCGUCUCCCUCCAUCGUGAGAACAGCCUCAUUGAAUUCAGUUUUAUUUCAAUUUAGUCCAUCGUUAACUUAUUUCAUAGAAUGGUGCAACUUCUUUUGCUGUGUUUCUUGGACACAAUGACUAAAUAUACUGGCUGACAUUCUGAUUAAAUUACUUGACGAAAGCCCUACUGAAAUCAAGUAGUCCUUUAGAGUAACUCCUGAGUAGUAAUAUUGAAUAACUUGGUCCAGCUCUCAGACUCUAUUUGCGGAGCUAAUAAUCUCAUGAUUUGGGCAGAAACAGUGUUUAUCAAGGUGCUUGAUGUUUGUUUUUUAUUGUCUAAAGUUGCAAUCUUAAGGGUGCACACAGGGGAGUUUUUAAAGUUUCUCCGGCAUCCAAUUGCACAGCUAAAUGGGCAAGUUGCUUUUUAAGUUUUAAAUGUAGCUUGCCUUUUAAGCUACGCAAUUGGCUAGAGUAAAAGUAAGACAGCUCUGGCUGUGGGUAGGAUUGUAUGCACAUAGGUUUGUAGGACUUCAGUUCAAAUGCAUUAUGGAUUGCUAAAAUGUACAACCCUAUGCUGAAUUUUUCUGCGUGGGAAGCAAUUUAAAAUGGGGGGGGCAAGAUUUAUUUUCACUGUUAUUUGAGGGUUUUUUCUUAGACCAAAUACCAUCUUUCUAUUUUGAGACUUGUUUUAUAAGUGUAGCUGUGAUUGUGUCAUUAUAAUGCCAUGUUCAGUCUUAAAACAUAAAAGAGUAGAUUGAAGACAAUGGUCACAGUCCUGCAAAAUUUAUUCAUGUCUCAUUCCUCUUGAAAAUGAUGCGAUUGGACAUAGUUGCAACUUAAGUCCCAUUGAUUUCAACAGGACCUAGUGAUUAUUAACACAUGCCAGAUUGUACCCAAUAUUAAACCCAUUUCCCCCCAUUUUUUUAAUAAGCCAGUAAUAUGUAAGUUAUUAGCUCAGUCUUAUCUUCUGUCAAAGCUAUUUCUAGUUGAAAUCCAAGAACAAGAUCUGAGCUGAUACAGUACAACAGAAGAAUGUUUUGCUCACGCAAGUUGGGGAGGGGUGAUUUUCAGCAAUCCCACUUAAUAAGAACAGCCCUGCUGGAUCAGGCCAAAGGUCUAUCUAGUCCAGCAUCCUGUUCCACACAGUGGCCCAUCAGAUCCCUCUCAGAAGCCCACAGGCAAGCGCUGAGGGCUUGCCAUCUCUCCUGCUGUAUCUCCCCAGCAACGGGUAUUUAGAGGCAUCUUGCCUCUGAAAUUAGAGGUGGCCUCUUGCUUGCUUCUUUCCUUUUUAUUGCCCUGAUGCUCUGAAAAUAUGUCCCUGAGGGACUCUCAAUCUUCAGGGAUAUAUGGGGGUAGGAUUAAUGGCAGCAGAAAGAAAGGGGGUUGCUGAAAGCCACUCCCUUUCUCUUUGCACAGUGAGACAUCCUUAUCGUAUGCAGCAUUCAUCUGUCCUACUCAAAGAAUAGAUUCAGUCCAAUGGCACAAACCAUGACACAGGCCACAAUCUGGAGUUCUUUGAGUUGCACCUAAAGUUUGUACCCUUCUUGUACAUUAGAACAUCUGAUUUUUCUCUUUUGUAUCACAGCCUCCUACACUGUAUCACCAUCUGAUUUUGAAACUAUCCAAAAUUUCCAAAGCAGUUUGCCUCAUUGUGCCAGGGGCUGUGGUUUCUUUGAGGGAGGGGGCCAUGGAGGGUGAAAUUCAAACACUCCUGUACUUGCAGGAAGCCAGUCAUGUGUUUUUUCUGGAUUGUGGCCAAACACAGAUAUGCAAUGCCGUCCUAUGCACGUUUACUCAGAAAGAAGUUCCUCUAUAUUCAGUGGGGCUUACUCCAAAGAAAGCGUGCUUAGGAUUACAGCCUCAGUAAUAUUCUGACAGUAUUAAAAUGUUUAUUUAUCAUGGGCCCAGGACAUGCUAUAUCAUAGAAGGGUCAUUGUGCUUGCCAGCAGUUUUAAGUAUUUUAUUGUAGCCUUAGAAAGCAGUGCUUUUAAAAAUGUUACAUGAUCAAAUAAUAUUAAGUGCUGGUUUGGAUGAGUCCACAUGAUUAAAGGGGGAUGCACUGAGUGUGUGCCUAUUGUGUGACCUCUUUCAUGGAUGCGCCAGCACCCUGGUACAUCCCUUUACUGUAUGUGGGGGCAGGGCUGUCCCUAGGGGGAUGCAAGGCCCAGGGCAGGGCAGGGAGUUUAGGGCUCCUUAACAGAGUGGUACAGGAGUGGCCAUUUAACACUGAAAUGGCCCGCAUGGGCCAUUUGGAACUUAAAUGGCUCAGAUGGGUGCCUCUCACUGUCACCUCUCAGCUGAAAGGUGCCCACACAGGCCAUUUAAGCGUUAAAAGGCAUGGGGCCUGGAAUAGCAUGGGGCAAUAGGAAUGCUUCAUGGGCUGGGAGUCUGCUUGGGUAGAGCCCUGAUUUGCUCUACCCAAAGGACAGCCCCGUGGAGCAGGGAGCUGUUCAGCUAAACAGCAGCUCUACAUGUGAUCCCAAAACCAGUGUACUAUACUGUGUUGCACGCAGAGUGGACAAACAGCACCCCCCCAUGCAAUAAAGAGAUGUGCCAGAGGGGGAUUGGACUUCUGCGAAAGAUAUUAUGAUGGGAGUAGACUCAGCCUCUCCUCCUUUUAGUUGCAUGAGCUGGGGAAGUAUUGAACAAACCACCCUAUGUGGACUAUUCAUCAAUAUAAUAUCAGACUGGGCCUGGGUUUCCAAUGCACCCUCCCACCCACAAGAGCUUCCCCAUUAGAUUAAUGGAGGAACUCUGAAUCUGCAGAGCUGCCUCACAUAUUGCAAUGCAUGGGAUGCCUGCUCACAUACAAGGUUUGUGUGUGAGACAAGAGUUCACAGGGAGCUUCGGAUGGGGGUGUUUUUCUUUUAACCUAACAGUGGCUGGCAUGAUGCUCAGAGGCUGUUCUCAUGCACAGCGUAACCCAGGCUAGGGAAGCCCAGCCUGGGUUAGGCUGUGCAUAGGAACCGCCAGGAUUGGGCCCAACCCUGGGAGGGCAGAUCUGCCUAGCCCGGCUUUUUAGCCUGGCUGUUAGCCUAGGUUAAGGGAGCAAGGCCUGCUGCUUGUGUGUGAGCACGGGCUGCUUCCAGGCUGGCCACACAUGGAGACAGGAGCCUAGAGUGUCUGUCUUCCGGAGGAAUCCUCCAAUGCACUGCGCUUGGUGCAUGGUGCAUUGUGGGAUUCCUGGAGGCCGGGAUGCGUUGUCCUGGCUCUCCGAAAUGAGAUUGUGGGGGAGUGCAGACAGCAUUUCCACCAACAAUUGCGCAAUCAUCUGGGUGGGGGGGAAGGUGAGUAAAGUCAAGCCUUCCCCACCCCACCCCACCCCCACCUGCCUGGUUGUGCAAAUGACCUCACCGUAACACUCUGCCCCAAUAGCUUCUGCAAACUCCUAAGGCAGCCCUGAUACAGUUAAGAAUGGGUGGUAGGGCAAGCAUUGUCAUGAAUGGGGAAACCUGCAUUAGUGCUACCUACACUAAUGCCUGUUCUACCUGCACUGAUGCCUUUGGAGUCUGCCACAGCCCCAGGGUGCAGCAUUACAGGUCUGUAAUGCUGCACAACAUGUCAGCCACUAUUCUCCAUACACAUUGGUUGAUGUUAAGCAGAGUAAUGUGGGUGGUGCUGAUCACUGUGAAGCCCUGGCGCCUGCUCUCUGAAAGCGCUAGCUGUUAGAUCAGAAACACAUUAUUUGACCAUCAGCAACAUGUUUUUGCUCUAACCAGUGCUUCUGGAGUAUGGGCACACUACUCAAAGUAUUUGUGCUCUUGUGCAAAAGCAUCAGAACUGGGGUUUCACUGUGUGGUUUCAUACACUCGAUUUCGAGCGAGAACUGCUCCUUAACUCUAAUGGCUAUAGAAUGGCACCAUCAGGUCCUCUUUAAGAGGAGAUCUCUGUGUGUGAGUUUUGGAAGCAUGCCAAAGGAGGGAAAUGGAUGCAUGAGUUCCUUGAGCAUCUGCUUUUCAUGCUUUUGGUGUAAUAGCCAAAAGCGGGAAAUCACAAAUCUCUUUUGUGGUGAGGUGCACACUCAUUCAGCUCCCCACUGGAGAAACAAGUGACUUUCCAUUUGAAUGUUUACACGCUGCACAAAGAGCAGAUGCAAAGUCACAUGUGCAGCUGCCUUGCCACUUCAGGGUAUCAUCUGAAGACAGCCUCGUUUGAUGCGCCAAACUGUUUUUCUACCUAGAAAUGUGUUUUUCUGUCAUUUUAAUUGUCAGCUUGAUUGACCUAACCUUAAUUUGGCUUCCAGUUUGAUCAGAUUAAAAACAAAACUGCUGCCUCUCCAUACAUCCAUUUUCUCUCUAUUGGGCUGAUUCUUCCUCUUCUCAUGCUAGGUUGUGGAUAAUAACUGCUUCUCUGGUAAAGCUGCACUGUGGAGAUAUAGUUAUGAACAAGCUUAAAGGAGACAAUAUAUACAACAGAACCUGCCACUGUUGGUCACAUCAAAGCAUGCACACAAUGGGUGACAGUCCGAGAGUCAAUGGAACUGUGCCCAUCAGUACAAGCUCCUUCUGUUCAUGCAAGGAGUUUGCACUGAUGGAGCAACAUGCCAUGAACUCUUGAGAUGCCACCCAAUAAUUUUGCACAGUGGCCUUGGUCCAGCCAUAUGUGUGCUGCAUAAGGUUUUCUGCAUUAGCAGUUGAAUAAGAGUGGGUGGCAAUGUGUAUUGUCAUAUGUAUUGCAAUGAGAUUGGGAAUGCAUAGCCAGAUGUUUAAUAGCUUGUGAGCUGCCUUCACACUAGGUGGGUUCUAAAUGCCUGGAUCUAUACAUAAGGAAAAUGAUCGAAAUGCAGUGUGAACAUUGAUGCACAUCUGGGCGAGCACAUCUGCAUCUGAUCUGGGUGUAUGGAUGCCUGCUAUGUGAGUGGACCUUGUUUGCUGGACAUUUCUGAACAGCAUCAGGACUGCCUUAGGAGUCCGCAGCACCCCUAGGGCUAAGCAUUACAGGACAUUUAAAAUGUGGCCUGAUGAUGGCCACAGACAGAUAAUGGCCUGCAGAUGUGUAUAUAAAAUGAAUUCAUAUUCCCCUUCUUCCUGUAAUUUGGUGACUUCAUGGCUGGGUCAAAACAAAGGCUCCUUACUUCUACCAGAAGAUAUUAUUUGUAGUGCCAACAAACCAAUAUUGCACUAAGUUCAAAUAGAACACAUGAUCAAUCAUACUGUAGAACAUCUUGCCGGCUAAUAAUUUUAAAAGUAAAUGUUUAAUUCCUCCCCCCCUCCGGAAAAUGGAUUCAAAAUAAAGAUACCUUUUUAAAUUUA